Molecule: messenger RNA, 2097 nt
Organism: Cuculus canorus (common cuckoo)
Lineage: Eukaryota; Metazoa; Chordata; Aves; Cuculiformes; Cuculidae
Gene: GATAD2A
Product: GATA zinc finger domain containing 2A
Exons: 12
Coding region: 230-2026 (598 amino acids)
Biological process (GO): negative regulation of transcription by RNA polymerase II
Cellular component (GO): NuRD complex
Molecular function (GO): sequence-specific DNA binding
Source: RefSeq, a predicted model, not a curated record
CCAUGUGGGAGAGGCGCAUUAUUUAGCGAGGGGGGGAAAAGGAUUUAACCGGGGAUCCCUCCUCGCCGCCUGCGGGGGCACGGCCGGUCGGUAACCGCGGCGUGUCGGCUCCUCCGUCCUGUGAGUUCCCCCGUUAAAACUUCUCGGAUCCUCGCUGCUGUUGCUUUCAGCUCCUUGGCCUGGUCAGAAGCCACCUGGAACCCAUGAACUUCACUGACAGAGCCUCACAAUGACAGAGGAAGCAUGCAGGACACGGAGUCAGAAACGAGCGUUAGAACGUGAAGUGACGCACAACGAUGUAGACAGCAAGAAAAUAAAGAUGGAGAAAGGACUUUUAGCAACGGAUCUAAAUGCUGAAGGCGACAUGAAAAUAAAAACGGAUCCUGGAGCUGGCAAAGUGCAAGGGUUGUUAAAAAGUGGAGAAGUGAAAGCAACCAUCAAAGUGGAGGUGCAGACGGGGGAUGAGCCAGUGGACAUGAGUACCUCAAAAAGUGAAGUGAAGAGAGAAAAGCGCGUCCCCUCGCCGGACGUUAUAGUGUUAUCGGACAACGAACCCUCCAGUCCCAGAAUGAAUGGUUUAACAAAAAUAGCAUUAAAAGAGACCAACACAGAGGCGCUCAUGAAAAGCAGCCCAGAGGAGCGUGAGAGGAUGAUUAAACAACUGAAGGAAGAGCUACGGUUAGAAGAAGCAAAGCUGGUUUUAUUGAAAAAGCUACGGCAAAGUCAAAUCCAGAAGGAGACCACGGCUCAGAAGCCUGCUGGUUCCUCUGGGAGUGCUGUGGCCACCCCUCCGCCCUUGGUGCGGGGACCGCAGAGCGUUCCUGCCGGCAAGCCGUCCCUCCAGACCUCUUCUACGCGUCUCCCAGGCACUGUUAUUCCUCCUCCCCUGGUCCGUGGAGGGCAGCAGGCUUCUUCAAAACUAGGAACUCAGCAAAACACGCAGAUAGUAAUGCCCCCUCUCGUCAGAGGAGCACAGCAAAUCCACAACAUCCGACAGCACUCCAGCACGGGGCCGCCGCCGCUGCUGCUGGCACCGCGAGCAUCGGUCCCCAGCGUCCAAAUUCAGGGACAGCGAAUCAUCCAGCAGGGUCUGAUCCGUGUCGCCAACGUCCCCAACACAAGCCUGCUCGUCAACAUUCCGCAGGCUUCACCAACUUCCAUCAAAGGUACAAACGCCACAUCCGCUAACGCUACCACAACCAGCGCUGCUUCCAUCGUCAACUCCAAUGAGUCGCCGGCCAGCCGGCAAGCCGCUGCCAAGCUUGCCUUGCGGAAGCAGCUGGAGAAGACGCUGCUGGAGAUCCCUCCUCCCAAGCCGCCUGCACCAGAGAUGAACUUCCUGCCAAGCGCAGCUAAUAACGAAUUUAUUUACUUAGUCGGGUUGGAAGAAGUUGUGCAGAAUUUGCUGGAAACUCAAGGUAAAGUUUCAAUUGCUGUAUCGUCUCGCGAGCCCUACAUGUGUGCGCAGUGUAAGACUGACUUCACCUGCCGCUGGAGGGAGGAGAAGAACGGAACCAUCAUGUGUGAAACCUGCAUGACAUCGAAUCAGAAAAAGGCCUUGAAAGCCGAGCACACCAAUAGGCUGAAGGCUGCAUUUGUCAAAGCGCUGCAGCAGGAGCAGGAGAUCGAGCAGAGGAUACUGCAGCAGACUGCGUCCCCGGUGCAGGCCAAGUCGGACCAGAUAGUGCAGCACCACUCGCUCAAGCAGACUUCUAGCCAGAUGUCCCGAGGUCCUGCGGGAGCUCCACGGGGAGUGUUGCAUGCAUUUAGCCAGUCACCCAAGUUGCAGAAUGCAUCGUCUGCAGCAGCACUUGGGAGUAGGCCAGGUAAGCAUGCUGAGAGACCGGUCAGCAAGGGCAGCGCUGCCGCCUGGAAGAAGACUUCCAUCAAUACAGGUGGGCCUUUACCCUUCGUCAAUCCUAGUUUAGCUGUGCACAAGUCCUCCUCAGCAGUAGACCGCCAGCGUGAAUAUCUCCUGGAUAUGAUUCCCCCACGGUCCAUCCCACAGUCCGCCACGUGGAAAUAAUGCAGAGGGAACGCCCGAGAGGAAGACUUUCCUGUUUCUGCCAUCCUUUUUAUACCACAUUACAGUGGAAU